Messenger RNA from Carassius carassius (crucian carp), 1412 nucleotides. RefSeq names its product transmembrane and coiled-coil domain family 1a (gene tmcc1a). Gene Ontology annotation, cellular component: endomembrane system. The transcript is spliced from 5 exons. The coding region runs from base 81 to 1376 and encodes 431 amino acids. NCBI's taxonomy places the organism in Eukaryota, Metazoa, Chordata, Actinopteri, Cypriniformes, Cyprinidae. The record is from RefSeq and is a predicted model, not a curated record.
AGCUUCCCUGAACAAGUUUGGGAAGUUCAGAGAGAAACCGGCAGAAGCAGUGAAAGAAGAGGCGCGAGCUCCGUCUGAUAAUGCACUGGGAGCAGCUGCUGCGAGCGAGGAACGGGAAGAUCGAGAGGCUGGAGGGCGGUUCUCUGCUGGGCUCGGAGGACGCCGGUCUGGACCCCCAGCGCACACGGCAGGCCAUCGCACAGCUGCAGCAGAAGAUCCUGAAGCUCACCGAGCAGCUGCGCAUCGAGCAGGCGGCCCGCGACGAGAAUGUGGCCGAGUACCUCAAACUGGCCAGCAAUGCCAGCGACAAACAGCAGAGCGCCCGCAUCAAACAGGUGUUUGAGAAGAAGAACCACAAGGCGGCGGCGAGCAUCGCCCAGCUGCAGCGUAAGGUGGAGCAUUACCACCGGCGUCUGCGCGAGGCGGAGCACAGCGGCGUGCAGCGGCAGCCCAAAGACAUGCUGAGGGACAUGCAGCAGGGCCUGAAGGACGUGGGGGCCCGGGUCAUCACAGGCCUCAGCGAGGGGGUGGUGGACAGCCUGCACUCGGCCGCGGGGGCCGUGGCCUCCAAACCGCGUGAGAUCGCCUCGCUCAUCCGCCACCGCUUCGGCAGUGCAGACAACAUCAGCGUGCUGAGGGACGGGCCCGAGGAGGCCGAAGACGCCGCACACCUGCAGUCCAGCUCCAAGUUCGGCAGCGAUGAGGACUGCUCCAGUGCCACCUCAGGAUCCAACAGCAUGACUGGGGCCCCCGGGGGUCCGCCCGGCUCCAGGGGGAACACGCUGGAGCGGGGCCACAGCAGCAGCCUAGACACGCUGAUGCAGGAGCUGCAGGAGCUGCGAGACGCACAGACUCGCCUGGAGGAGACGCUGGACACUGUGAGGAGCGGAUAUAUGAAGGAGUGCAGGCUAGUGAUGCAGUCACUGCAGGAGGAGAGGUUCAGGUGUGAGCGGUUAGAGGAACAAGUCAAUGAUAUGACGGAGCUCCACCAGAACGAGAUCCUGAACCUGAAACAAGAGCUGGCCAGCAUGGAGGAGAAGAUCUCGUACCAGUCCAACGAGAGAGCACGAGACCUGCAGGAGGCUCUGGAGGCGUGUCAGACGCGUGUCUCUAAGAUGGAGCUGCAGCAGCAGGUGGAGGGUCUGGAGAACGCCACGGCUCGCACACUCCUGGGCAAACUCAUCACCGUGCUGCUGGCCCUCAUGGCUGUCCUGCUGGUCUUCUUCUCCACCCUCGCCAACUGUGUGGUGCCUCUGAUGAAGACACGCAGCCGCUCCAUCUCCUCGCUGCUGGCCUUUCUGCUGCUGGCCGUGCUCUGGAGGAACUGGGACUCUUUCUCAGGACACACCUCUCGCCUCCUGCAUGUGCCCCGAUGAGCCGCGGGACAACUGCUGCUUUCUGACCCGUUUGCA